GACUUAUUUCAAUGAUACCACGAGGUACGAAUAAUGCGUCGUAGUAUUUCACGUGUCGUCACAAUCGCAUAAUAUCUAGUGUUGAGCCAUGUUAUUGGAGUGGAGAGACUUAGCCAGAGAGUAAUGGGUGCUGGCACAUAGCGACCUUACACAACAAGGUAUUCUGACGUACAGAAGGAUGGUAAAGAAGAAAGACCUUUUGAAGAUAUUCUUCAUAUACAUAUGUCUGUGUCAUCCGUCCCCUGCUCACCCCUGUGGUGAUAACCCCCUUAGGAAUCUAAUGUUUAUAUCUGAACGAACAGGUCGUAGCAUUGAUUCUGUGCUGACACUUUUGAGAGAAUUCGACAUCGCUGCCUACAAACAUUUCCAGUUCUUAUUUAAUAACUACGCUGCUUGUGUAGGAAUGGUGGACACGGGUUACUUCAAACGCUCCGGUUACAUUAGUCAUCCCUCUGAGCAGACCAAUUCUCACGACAAUCCCCAAGCACAGCUUUCUGACAUGCAUCUUCAUGAUAUCGUCAACCUCAUCAACUCGAUCAAUAGUGAAAAUACUAAAAGCAAGGACAAGAAAUCAUCCCGAUCCAUUUUCCUUCGACAAGUUUUAAACCAAGCAAGACAUUCACUUCAUAAUGGUCAAGAAUUCAACCAACCGGAAAUAUUUGGGAAUGGCGCCGCAGAAUAAUAUGGUCGUAUAUUACAUGUCUGAAAGGGGAACUUCCGGUGUAUCUAAGAUGAAUCAUUGAAAUAAUGAGGAUACAUAACAUAUAUUUAUAUUCUUACAUUAAACGCUUGGUGCUACAACAAUAUUUGUGAAUAUCGAUGGCAUCAGAUCUGAAAGUGAUGUGCAGAAACUGGAAUGACAACUGCACUGACGAAAGAGUGUAGCAAUCAACUUGUGAUUGAUGGGUGAGAUAGACCAAAUGUUACCGUGACAUAUGUGCAUACGUAUUCAUCAAGUGGUGUACAAUUCCACUCAUUUUCUUAAAAUAAAAUAAUUGAAAAUA
Molecule: messenger RNA, 1004 nt
Organism: Pecten maximus
Lineage: Eukaryota; Metazoa; Mollusca; Bivalvia; Pectinida; Pectinidae
Exons: 4
Coding region: 179-682 (167 amino acids)
Source: RefSeq, a predicted model, not a curated record